GUUCAGCCGGCUCCUGAUCUGAUUCCUGAUCCCUGAUUCCCUGAUCCCCGAUCCCGCCAUGGGAGCCUGAAGAACCCCUCCUCCCCCCUCGACCCCCGCCCCCCGGGGCCCAGAGGGGGAAGAGGUUGCGGUCUGGGAUAGAGCUAGGGGGUGACCAGGACCCAGAGCCCCCCGCGACCCCCCUCCCUCACCCGCCCCCUUGCCAGCGCUGCCCGGGAGCGCGGAGUUCGCUCCGAGCGACCUGGAGCGCUGCGCUGCCAUACAAAGGCUCCGGCCGGGCCGGGGCGGAACUGAGCGGACCGGGGCAGCUCGGGAGCGGCGGAAGCCUGUUUGGUCUCCCUGAUUCAAGUCACUCCUCUCUCCAGUCCAUCCUCUGCCUAGCUACCAAAGUGAUUUUCCUAAAGUGCAGGAGUGCCGCUUAGUUUUCUCUGAGACGCGCCCACCCGCCCAGCAAAAUAGAGUCCCUCAGGGUGACAGUUGACUUCCUGAAGGUGCCUCUUGGCCUGAAGAAGCCAGAGCUGAAGGAAGUGGUCUUGGGGCCCCCAAAGAGGCCCCAGCCCACGGCCCUGGAGCGCUAUAAGGCAAGGCGCUCUGAGGCCAUGGACACCGAGUCCCAGUACUCCGGUUACUCCUACAAGUCUGGCCACUCCCGAAGCUCCCGGAAGCACAGGGACCGGCGGGACAGACACCGCUCCAAGAGUAGGGAUGGAAGCCGAGGAGACAAAUCAGUGACGAUACAGGCCCCUGGGGAGCCCCUGCUGGACAACGAGUCCACCAGAGGGGAUGAACGGGAUGAUAACUGGGGUGAGACAACAACGGUGGUGACAGGCACAUCAGAACACAGCAUCUCCCACGAUGACCUCACGCGCAUUGCCAAGGACAUGGAGGACAGUGUCCCUCUGGACUGCUCACGUCACCUGGGUGUAGUGGCUGGGGCCACUCUGGCGUUGCUCUCCUUCCUCACCCCGCUGGCCUUCCUUCUGCUGCCCCCGCUGCUGUGGCGGGACGAGCUGGAGCCAUGCGGGGCGGCCUGCGAGGGACUCUUCAUCUCAGUGGCCUUCAAGCUGCUCAUCCUGCUGCUGGGCAGCUGGGCCCUGUUCUUCCGCCGGCCCAAGGCCUCACUGCCCCGCGUGUUUGUGCUGCGCGCCUUGCUCAUGGUGCUCGUCUUUCUGCUCGUGGUCUCCUACUGGCUCUUCUAUGGGGUUAGGAUUUUGGAGGCGAGGGAGCGCAGCUACCAGGGUGUGGUGCAGUUUGCGGUUUCACUGGUAGAUGCCCUGCUCUUUGUGCACUACCUCGCCGUGGUCCUGCUGGAGUUGCGCCAGCUGCAGCCUCAGUUCACCCUCAAAGUUGUGCGCUCCACUGAUGGGGCCAGUCGCUUCUACAAUGUUGGCCACCUCAGCAUCCAGCGUGUGGCAGUGUGGAUCCUGGAGAAGUAUUACCAUGAUUUCCCCGUCUACAACCCUGCCCUCCUCAACCUGCCCAAGUCCGUCCUGGCCAAGAAAGUGUCCGGCUUCAAGGUGUACUCCCUCGGAGAGGAGAACAGCACUAACAACUCCACUGGGCAGUCUCGGGCAGUGAUUGCAGCAGCAGCUCGGCGGCGGGACAACAGCCACAAUGAAUAUUAUUAUGAAGAAGCGGAGCAUGAGCGGAGGGUGCGGAAGCGUAGAGCCAGACUGGUGGUAGCAGUGGAAGAGGCCUUCACACACAUCAAAAGGCUACAGGAAGAAGAGCAGAAGAACCCAAGGGAGGUGAUGGAUCCCAGAGAGGCAGCCCAAGCCAUUUUUGCCUCCAUGGCACGAGCCAUGCAGAAGUACCUUCGUACUACCAAGCAGCAGCCCUACCACACCAUGGAGAGCAUCCUGCAGCACCUGGAGUUCUGCAUCACCCACGACAUGACACCCAAGGCCUUUCUGGAGCGGUACCUGGCAGCUGGCCCCACCAUCCAGUACCACAAGGAACGCUGGCUGGCUAAACAGUGGACACUGCUGAGCGAAGAGCCAGUGACCAAUGGGCUCAAAGAUGGCAUUGUCUUCCUCCUCAAACGCCAGGACUUCAGCCUGGUGGUCAGCACCAAGAAGGUCCCAUUCUUCAAGCUGUCUGAGGAGUUUGUGGACCCUAAAUCGCACAAGUUUGUCAUGAGGCUGCAGUCUGAGACCUCUGUGUAAUUGUGCAACAGAAUGGGCAAGGUGGGGGUGGGGUGAGGGGCUAUGGGAGGCUCCUGGGGGCAGUGGGAGGGGGCUUGAAGCCCAGGCCUCAGCCAGUCCUGCUUCCUUCCUUUCUGCCUCCAACUCUGUUUUUUACUUGAAUUGCUAACUUACUCUCCAGUCCCAUUCUAUCUGCUCCCUCUCUUCCCUUCCCUGCCCCAUGUGAAUGGGGAAAGACCACCCUGAGGGUGGGGACAGCAAAUAGGGAGAUACCUAUUCUGGUUUUCCCAUUCUUUCCCACCUCCAGUCCUGUGGGAAUGGGUUCCUCUCCUCUCCUCUCUCCUCUCUUCUUCUCCUCUCCUCCCCUCCUUUCCAUUUCUCCAUGAAAGUCUCUGCUGAAAGGGGACGUGGCCCUUCUGUCCCCUUCUCUUUCUUCUCCACCCCUCUCCCCUUUGCUCCAUCUAGGUUAUUGUAGCAGUUCUCUCCAGCAGCCUCCUGGAAGUGCUUCUCCCAAGGGGUGAAGUCAUGAUCAUAGCAAACCAUGGUGCCAAAUGAUCCCAGGUCAGGGCUAGUCCUCUCUGGCAUGCAAAGGGAGGUGAGGCUGUUCUUCCUGCCCAUCUCACUAGGCCUAUCUCAGGAACUCUGAGUUUUGGGGGCAACCGGACUCUUGGGUCUGUGGCCUUUUUAAUUCCUGCACAAGCCACCAGGGUCAGGAGUCUCCCACAGAGAUUUUUUUUUUCUUGCUGCUGCUAUAGCCUCUUUCCUGUCUUCUGGUUAUGCUCUUUCUUUUAUAUUCCCUUCUCCUAAACACAUGCGCACACACACACACACACACACACACAUGCACACACACUCAUUUCCCAGAAGGGAAACUCAUUUCCCUUGAGCCUUUUCAGGGAGAAUUCUAACUUUUCUUUCCCCUUUCCUGAUCUGUUCACUCAUAUGAGAUUGCAAAAACACUGGGGAAUGUGGUCCCUUUGACCACUUCCCCUGGGGCAUGGAAAACACUCCUCCUCUCCUCUCCAUCAUUCUCAUUUGCCUUUCCUUCCCUAAUUCCCUACCCUAACUCUUUGCUGCAGGAUGGAUUUUCUUCCUAAUCCUGCCUUUACUGGUAGGCCCAGAGGGGAAGGGAAGACCCAUGGGAAGCAUUGUGGUCCAGUGGAAAGAGGGGUGAAUUUGGAGCCAGAGGACCUGGGUUUAAAUCCUAGCUCUGCCACUUAUCUGUGGCCAUGGGUAAGUGGCUUUCACCUCUCUGGGCCUCAAUGUUCUCACCUGUAAAAUGACAGUUGGACCAGAAUGUGUCUCAUAGCUCUAUAUCUAUGAUUCUGUGAUACGUGGAGUUUUGGAAUAGACCCCUGUGAAAGUCAACAAAUCCAGUCCCUUCUGUUCUUUUUACCUUGGUAUAGGUCUUUCCAUUGUCAAACAGGUGAUGUGACUGAAAGGAGUGAGCUGCUGAGUGUCUCCUUUCUUCCUCUAUGAUAACACCCUCAGGCAUUUCUUCCUUUGGCAGACGUACUACUUCUGUAUGUUAGGGAGGGCCCCCAUUGCUUCUUCUCUUCUUCCUUUAAGUGAAGGUCUUUUCCUGGGAGACCUCAUCACUUCAGUGCUCUGGGGGCCCUGUUUUGUUUUCUGAUCUCUGUACUGGGGUCAGGAGCCUGAGCCCCUGCCAUUUGAGAUCACACAGUCCCUUGCCUCACCUCAGCUUCCAGAUGUUUCUGACAGGCUUGAACACUUAAAGCAAAUGUGAGCAAAAUUCUCCUUCCUCCUAUCUUCUGUAUUUUCAAUGUAAACUUGUCUGGGUACUUCCAAGUACUGGUCUUUUAGCCAAGGGGAAAUGGGAAUUUGAAGCAUCAACACCGCCUGCCACUCCUAACCCCUAUCCUUCCAUUCACAUCCAACCUGUAUAUCAGUGUAGCUCCAACAGCUAGGUUGGGGUCCACACCCUAGUUGGUGUGCCAAAGGUCCCAUAGCCCCCAUUUUGGUCCCUCUUCUUCCCUGCAUCAUUUAUUGCUUUCCCUUUAUGUGCAGCUGCCUGGAAAAUUCAGAGACAGGGCACCCUCUGGUUCAUCCCCAUGGAGACCUUCUACCUUUAAAAUAGAUACCUUGAAGGUGACUCUGGGCUCUAAAGCUUGCUUACCUUGCUAGAGGAGGCAGAGCCAUAGCCACACUUAUCUAACAGAGUCUUUCUGUCUAGUGCCGAUCUUGUACUUGUACCUCGAACCCUUCCCUUCUCCUUUGGAAAUCCUCAGGGAAGUAUGGGGGUUCCCUCUCUCUAGGCCCCAGUUAUACCUGGUGGUUGCAACUUUGACUUUUCCUGGACUGCAAGUUCCCUGGGUUAAACCCAGGUAGUUUUGAGGCACUGCUAGAGGGUUGAAGUGCAGGCACUUUUCUGGACUCGUCUCUGUUUCUGUCUACAAAAUUUAAUGUGGGAGGGGUCUCUCCUGGUCAUAUGUCUAAAUAACUCUGUUUCCUAGAAAGGAGUCUUCGAUGGAUAGUGGAUAACUGCCUUUGUGGAAAGGGUAUUGGGAGCAGGACCGGACUUUGAGGUUGUAAGGGGAAAGGUAUUUGGGACCCUCAUUGCUUUCCUUUAUUAUGGGCAGUGGAUGUUUCUUUUAAAGGACCUGCCAUGUUUUUAAUCACUGUGAUUUUUUCAUUCCUUUCUUUAAAAAAAAAAGAACAAAAAACUAACAAAAAAAGCCACCCUCAUUUUUUUUUCUGUCUCUUAAGCACUAAGGGCUGUGAUUGAGAAUGGCAAUGCUUUGGACCCUCUGUGUCACAACUGUGGUAUCUUUUUUCUUUUUCUUUAAAAAAAAUCAGGAUGAAUUGUGAAAUGUAUGUAUGUAUGUAUGUAUGUUUCUUGUCUAUCUCUCCUCUGUGGGAAGUAGUCUUGAGACUGUGACCAGUAGUGGGAUGUGAAAUUAACACUCUUCCUAGGAGUGAGCUCCUUCUCUCUCUCUCUCUCUCCCCAUUUCUCUCUCUUUCCAUUUCUCUCUCCCUCCCUCCCUCUCUCUCCCUCUCUUCUGUAAUUCCCUUUCUCUUUCUUCUUAUGGGAGCUUCUGUGUACUGUCAUCUUUUGGGGAGGUACAGGGUAUGUCCUUCUAUUGUCUCCAUCUGACCUUAUCCUAUCCAUUAACUAUUCAUUUUAGUUUUCUUGACAUGCCUAACCCAGCCUUCCCACCCUAGGGUCACUGUGCCUCAAGCCUUCACCUACCUCACCAUUCUGCCUCUGUCCUCAUUGACUCCUCUCUGCUAUGCUCACUUCUAUGUCAUCUGCCUUCAUUUCCUGCUAAAGUGUUACCUUCCUUCUUGUCACCCUUCAUCCUGUCCUUAAAUUCUUUUCUGACAUCCCCAUUGGAACUCCUGGGCUGUCCCUUUUUUUGUUAGAAAAGAUGAGGUGAAACAAAUGGACCCUUAGAGACCCUCAGCUGGGCCAUCUAUUUUUGCGGGCUUAUGCUUUCUUCUCUGUUGGGCCCACAUAGGCUCCCCUGUCUCUGUGUGAUGUCUUGUCCGUCAGUUUGUCUUUCUUCUCUUUCCUGUGCCCACCCCCUAGGGCAGUAUCUGCUGAUGGAUUCAGUCCUGGGUGUGGGACUGGUGUUCUUCUAUGCGCAGAAGGAAGGGGGAGGCAGGGGGACUAAUUAGGUCCCUUCCAAGUGAGAUUGUAAAUGUAGAAUUUUCCAUUCAAUUCUAGAAUUUUUUUUUACAGAGCUGAGACCUUGUGCAUGCAUGUAGAAAAUUGUAAAAUGUAAAAAUUGUUUUUUUUAAUAUAUAAAAAAGCUUGUUUUUACAGUUUGCAGUGGAUCUAAGCAUUAUGGCAAAUUUAGGGAUUUUUUUCCUUAAAACAUAGGAACUAAAACUGUACAAAUUUUUUUUUAUAUAAAAUAAACACAUUUGACUUUUUUGGGGUGGUAUCUGAUUGUUUUAUCACUGGGGUAAGGAAAGAGCUGUGAAGUCAGCCCUGGAAGGUCUGGAUUUCUCACAGUUCUGCAGCCAGAAAGACCUAAGUAGUUGAUCGGAUUAUAAGAAAGGAUCAGCAGGGGGCAAUGUAAGCUUAGCUUAAGCUGCUAGUUUUGAGGGUGAAAUGGAAAGGAAAUCUGGCAGUGGGUAGAAGGAUUUGAAGGAAACUAUAGGAUGGGCCAUGCUGCUUAGAGGAUCCUAGCACUGUAGGCAUAGAACUGGAAGGAACCUUAGCGA
Phascolarctos cinereus (koala) is the source of this 6335-nucleotide messenger RNA. NCBI's taxonomy places the organism in Eukaryota, Metazoa, Chordata, Mammalia, Diprotodontia, Phascolarctidae. The record is from RefSeq and is a predicted model, not a curated record.